Bipolaris maydis ATCC 48331 is the source of this 593-nucleotide messenger RNA. Lineage: Eukaryota; Fungi; Ascomycota; Dothideomycetes; Pleosporales; Pleosporaceae. The record is from RefSeq and is a predicted model, not a curated record.
AACAAACAACACCUUGGACCGGCCUCGGCGACGGACAUGCUCUCUCGUCUUCCUAUUGCACGGCAGAUCCCAACUAACAGCUAGUCCGCCUAGCAGCAUGCUCCCCACGCCGCUAGCUUGCACGCAUCCGCCCACAGUAUUCAACCACGCUAAUCCAAGCCACUUCCGGCCGCCCAGGACUUUCAACCUACUCGCGUACACGGCUGCCGCCGUUUGUGACGCCCCGAGAAGCACGACUUCGGGUUGUUGGUCGAGCGCUAUGCUGAUGCUGCACGGCCAGCGCAGCACGCACACUGCUACCCUUCAACCCAUUUUGGCCUCCACUUGCCACUGGGGAUGCUUACCCAGCAACACCCAAGUGAGUAAGCCGUACAGGAAUUUCCAGAAACGCACCGUCCAUAUGCACAUCCAUCUGGCGCGAGCCGUGCCGAACGGGUGUAAGCAACUGCCUGGCUUGAGGCCACUGCCUUGCAUCUCGCCACUUUACCGAGCAACCAUCGCCGACGACGACGAUGACGACUAAACUACGCAGCGGGGUGCGGUGUGGAUACUCGCCACUGCCUCCGUUGGCAGUUACAUCGUCCUUUGCCUCG